AUGCGCACCUCAUGGCUGUCUGCGCUGCUCAUCGGCUCGGCAACCGCCCAAGUGCCAAACGAAGAGCCGGAUUACUCAAUUGACCAUCCGUACACGGAGCCAGCAAAGCCCAAUGGACUAGCCAUCGAGAAGCCGAACUUCAUCCUCUUCAUGCCCGAUCAGCUGCGCUACGACGCCGUCGGCAUCUUCGGCAACGACCUGAUCAAGACGCCGAACAUCGACGCCUUCGCGCGUGAGGGGACGCGCUUCACCAACACGUACACGCAGGCCUCGGUGUGCUCGCAGUCCCGCUGCAGCAUCUUCACCGGCCAGUACCCGCACGUGAGCGGCCACCGCAUGCUGGAGAACCUGCUCAAGCCGUGGGAGCCCAACGUCUUCCGGUCGCUGAAGGAGGCCGGCUACCACGUCGCCUACCUGGCCCCGCGGGGAGACUUCUACGCCGACAACGCCACCGAGCUGAGCGUCAACGAGUACGGCUUCUUGACCAGCCAGACGCUGCCCGCCUUCUCAUCGCCGCCCUACCAGCCCGACAGGGACGACGUGCUCAACCGCGUCUUCUACAAGGGUGAGCGCAACGCCACACAGGCCCUGGACUAUGACGAGGCCAUGGUGCGCGGCGCUCUGCAGUGGCUCGAGAGGCCGCCGCAGGACAAGCCGUGGGUGCUCUUCCUGCCGCUGCUGUUCCCGCACUGCCCCUUCACCGUCGAGGAGCCGUUCUUCUCCAUGUACGACCGCGACGAGAUGCCGCUGCCCGUCGACCGGGAGGCCAUGAGCGGCUACCAGCCCCGCUUCAUCGACACCAUCCACUCGGCCUACGGCCUCGACCGCGCGACGCCGGAGCUGUGGCGCGAAGUCAAAGCGACCUACUACGGCAUGAUCUCGCGCCUCGACUCGCAAUUCGGCCGCAUCGUCAACGCGACCAAGGACCGGGGCCUCUGGAACUCGACCGUGACCAUGUUCUUCACCGACCACGGCGAGUUCCUCGGCGACUACGGGCUGAUCGAGAAGUGGCCGUCGGCCGUCAACGAGCAGCUCACGCACGAGCCGCUCAUCGUCGGCGGCGCGGGGCUCCCCGACGGCGGCCACGUCUACGACGAGAUGGCCGAGAUGGUCGACCUGGUGCCCACGAUGCUGCAGCUGGCCAGCGUCAACGAGAGCUACAUGCACUUCGGCAAGUCGCUCGUCGACGCCAUGCACGCGGCGGGCCGCGGCGAGGUGCUGCCGCACAAGGCGUACGCCUACACCGAGGGCGGCUUCCUGCUGAGCGAGGAGCCGUUGCUGGAGCAGGGGCCCUUUCCCUACGACAUCAAGACGGCGCUGCAGCACAACGACACGGCGCUGGUGGGCAAGUCGGUCGCCGUGCGCGACAAGGAGUGGACGUACGUGUACCGCCUGUACGAGCCGGACGAGCUGUACUUCCGCCGCAACGACUCGUACGAGGUCGACAACCUCGCCGCGAGCCCGGAUCAUCAGCACGUCAGGGCCAAGAUGCGCGAGACGGUGCUGCAGUGGAUGAUGGAGACGUCGGAUGUCAUUCCGUGGUACAAGGACCAGAGGGCCCCGGAUGUGAAUCUGCCGAGCCCGUACGAGCAGUACUUGGGCAGGGGCGACGGGGAGCUGUAG
Diplodia corticola is the source of this 1623-nucleotide messenger RNA. RefSeq names its product sulfatase. The coding region runs from base 1 to 1623 and encodes 540 amino acids. NCBI's taxonomy places the organism in Eukaryota, Fungi, Ascomycota, Dothideomycetes, Botryosphaeriales, Botryosphaeriaceae. Gene Ontology annotation, molecular function: iduronate-2-sulfatase activity. The transcript is spliced from 3 exons. The record is from RefSeq and is a predicted model, not a curated record.